AUGGAUCGAGAGCAAGAGGAGAUGCAGUUUCUGGGUUUCUUUGGCAUCAUCAAGGAGUCCAUCAAGAUCAUCUUCACAUGGCGGAAGAUCUUCAGCCAAAUCACACUAGCCCUCAUCCUCCCUCUUUCCUUCAUCUUCUUAGCUCACAUCGAGAUUUCCGACUUGCUCUUCGGAAAGAUCGGCCACGACGAGCACGAACUUGAACAUGCCAAAGCCGACUCUCCCAAAUACAAUAAGCUCUCCGACCACGUGACUACGGACAUAAUCGAGCUCUGGCUCUUUAGGGUCGUCUACUUCGUGCUGUAUUUUAUCUUCUCUCUUCUUUCCACGUCCGCAGUCGUGUACACGAUCGCGUGCGUGUACACCUCAAAACCAAUCGCUUUCGGGAGUGUGAUGAGCGUCGUCCCGAAGGUGUGGAAGAGGCUCAUGAUCACAUUCUUAUGGAGUUUUCUUGCCGUCUUCGCCUACAACGUCGUGACUUUUCUGGUCUUCUAUCUCUUGGUUGUUCUUAUCGACUCUGCAGUCAUUGUAAUUGCCCUAUUUUUCAUCCUCCUCAUCUUAUAUUUCUCUGGGUUAGCGUAUAUCACUGUCAUUUGGCACUUGGCUGGUGUGAUUUCAGUGCUAGAGGACAUCUAUGGUAUUCAGGCCAUGUUCAAGAGCAAGAACCUGAUCAAGGGCAAACUGGGGGUCUCAAUAGCUAUCAUCCUCUUGCUACCGAUCGGGUCCGCGGUGAUCCAAACAGUGUUCAACAUCUUUGUGGCCUAUGGAUCUGGAUCAGGGUUUGUAAGGUUAGGGGCCGCGAUUCUGUGUUUCCUGCUUCUGCUCAAGUUGAUCCUCUUCGGCCUCGUCGUGCAAACCGUGAUCUACUUCGUGUGCAAGUCGUACCACCACGAGAACAUCAACAAGUCGGCCCUCGCGGAUCAUCUCGAGGUCUAUCUUUUGGCCGAAUACGUCCCUCUCAAAUCUCAGGACUUACAACUAGAACGAGUCGACGUAUAA
Molecule: messenger RNA, 999 nt
Organism: Syzygium oleosum
Lineage: Eukaryota; Viridiplantae; Streptophyta; Magnoliopsida; Myrtales; Myrtaceae
Exons: 1
Coding region: 1-999 (332 amino acids)
Source: RefSeq, a predicted model, not a curated record